Molecule: messenger RNA, 5056 nt
Organism: Petromyzon marinus (sea lamprey)
Lineage: Eukaryota; Metazoa; Chordata; Hyperoartia; Petromyzontiformes; Petromyzontidae
Source: RefSeq, a predicted model, not a curated record
AUUAACGCUCCCUUAUAUUAAAAAAAAUGCUGGGCAAUGAUGGCCUUCACCGCAAAAACACCACCAGAGCGCGUCGCCAGCCCGGGUGCUGCCCCCGCCCCGCGUCCCAGCCUGGAAAGCCCCUGGCAGGGAGCCAAGCGAAGGGAAACUCCCAGCCCCACUCGCACCUCCCCGCAUCACUGGGCGAGAGACGCUCACUCAGCGGUGAGGAGCUGGUGAGGAGGAGGCGAGGCGAGAAGCGGAGAGCGAGCCAGAGCUCAGGAGAGAGUCGCCCGCACUGAGCUCAUCGCUGCGUCGCUUGCAGAGGCCGGGACAGGAGCAGCAGGAGCCGCCACUGCUGCUGAGAGAGCGCUGUAAGGAGGGAACGGUUUCACCGUUGACGGCGACGCCGCAAGCUGAGCACGUGGAGCCAUGGCUACAGAUGAGAGAUUCAAGAAGAAGACGGAGCAGGUGGAGAUUCUGCUGGAUGACCUGAAGAAGCUCACCAGGUUUGACAAUUCCACCGUCCCAACCCUAAUGAGGAUCCAUGGUAUCUAUGAUCCAUACUACAAGGAGGAAAAAUAUGCCCUUGCAAGAGCCUUCCACAAGGAGGGGGGUAUAGAGCUCUACAUGAAGAUAAUGAUGUCCAUCUCGCCAGACGCCUCCAACAUCCCUGACUCCCUACGGAGACUCAUGGAGUGGAGCACCGACAACGUGCUGCUUUAUGUUAGAACCCAUGAUCCGAAGACGACCUUCGUGGACUGUGGAGGCCUCAAGUACCUGCUGAGCCUGCUCAAGCACCACGCCUGCCAGGGCCUCAUGCUGCGCUUUGAGCUGGCGGCGGACGUGCUGGCCUGCUACCUGGAUGUGCCCGACGCACCCUGCAAGCUCGCCGCUCUUUACACCCUGGCCAGGAUCACCACUGAGCAGGACCUCGACAUCAUCUGUAAUGCACAGGGAACCAUCUCCCUGAUGGCAGACAUGGUGAACCGGCCCUCAUACAAGAACUACACGGCAAUUGAGAACAUCCUAUGCAUGACCACAGGGAUAAUAGAGACUGUCACCCUGAUCUCCAUCACGGCCGGCAUCCGCAGGAAGACGAUGCAGCCGGGAGCCGAGCUGGAUGAAGAUGCACUACAGGAAAUCCUCCCCGAGUUACGAGAGAAGUUGAAAGCGGAGACUGAGAAACGAGACUACACGCUCGAGUGGGGAGACAUCGCAGUCCACCCCACGCGUCGCUCCGUGCAGAAGUGGCCCAAGGCUAGGGACGGCCUAAUCUACAUCCCCUACAAAGUGUCCUUCGCCUUCUACGAUGGUGACAUCAAAAAGAUCCAGGAGGCGGCGCUGGAGUUUGAGAAGAAAACGUGCGUCCGCUUCAUCCCUCGCUCCAACGAGACUGACUACAUCUACAUCCAUGCAAAGGACGGGAAUUGGUCGUUUCUGGGCCAUCAGGGCAGGGACCAGGCGCUGUCCCUGGAGCCUGGCAAGGUGACCAAGGGCGUCGUUCUGCACGAAUUCAUGCACGCGCUCGGCUUCCACCAUGAGCACUGCCGCAGCGACCGCGAUGACCACGUCAUGGUGCUGAGCCACAACCUUAGACCAGAAUGGGUGAAUGACAUGCGGAAAACAUCAAAUGAGCAUAAUCUCAGGACCCCCUAUGACUACAGCUCUGUCACUCACUACAGCAUGACCGCCGGCUCUAGAGACGAGCACAGUCCGACCCUGGUGCCCAGGGACCGGAGCACCAUGCGUCGCUUUGGAGGCGGCCACACCCUGAGUGAGGGCGAUGUGGAGAAGAUCGAGAAGAUGUUCGAUGGUGAACCAGCAGCACUGAGUCCAAGCAACGCAGCUCCAGCACGAACGCGCCCAGAGACAGGUGCAAGCGCGAUGCAGAAGGAUGCGGGAAACAUCCCAGACUUCAAAAUAGAAGACGCUAUGUGGCUCUUUAAGACUAACAAGAAGAAAAAGGAAAAAAAUGAGCAUGAUUUCAAAGUUGAAUGUGAUGGUGUCAAAGACUGCCCUUCGGCAGCUGGAGUGACACAAUGGCCCAAGAGUCAGGACGGCAAUGUCUACGUUCCAUACGAGGUGUCGGCUGCCUUCUAUGACUAUGACCGUGAAGCCAUCCAGCGUGCAGUGGAAGAAUUUGAAAAUAAAACUUGCGUCCGCUUCCACCCUCGCAAAAAAGAGCGAGACUUCAUUCACAUCCAAGCCUUGGACGGGCCUCUCAGUAAGAACUGGUCGUACCUGGGGAAGAAGGGUGGAAAGCAGGAUCUGUCCCUAGAGCCUGGGAAGGCGGUCAAAGGCAUCGUUCUGCACGAGCUCAUGCACGCCCUCGGCUUCCACCACGAGCACUCCCGCAGCGACCGCGAUGCGCACAUCUGGGUGCUGAAAGAUAACAUCAAGCCCGAGUGGAGGCCUCAAAUUGUGGAUAUUAAAUCCACUGCUCAGGAUUUAGCGGCGCCCUACAACUGCAACUCCAUAAUGCACUGCGGCAUAUUGGGAGGCUCUAUAGAUAAGCGCAAUCCGACUAUCCUACCUAGAAAGCCUCUGCUCAUGCAGCACAUGGGAUGCAGCAGCUCCCUGAGCCACGGUGACGUUGUGAAGGUGCAGAAGCUGUACGGAUUCGAGGCGCCGCCACCUCCGCCCGUGCCAGUGCUCCCAGCGCAUCAGCGCACCGCAGUGGCAGAGGACAGGGCGCAGUUCCAGGAAGACAUCCCCCUGGAAGAGUGCGUGGGGUCCCUGACGAGCAAGACGCAGAAAAGUGAGAAUAAGCGAAGAAACACAAAAGUGGUGGAGUGGGAGAAGAAAACAGAGCCCCUGAGGGCCGUUUUACAGCAACUGAAAAAGCUGUCCAGCUAUGACAGCUCCACGGUGCCGAUCCUGCAGAUGCUCUUGGAUCUGCUGUCCGCACAACAAUCUAAAGACAGGAAAGACAUGUUGGACGCUUUUAUACAGGAAUCUGGAGAUUUGUUGAGGUUGAUCAUAGAAGCACCAAAACCAGACAGUGCAAGACAACGCCUCCUGUGCUUGGUGCAGAAGAUUUCCAUUGCGGUAUCCAAUUAUUAUGCUGAGGAAGGAGGACAAGCAGGAAUGUCUUUCAAAAAUGGGGACGUUGCUGGAGACCUCUCAGAGGAGGUUGUGGAGUGGCCCAGGCACCAGGAUGGCAAGGUGUACAUCCCCUACCACAUCUCCAUCGCUUUCAAUGAAAAAGACAAGAGUGAAAUUAAACGAGCUAUUGCGGAGUUCACAAAUAAAACCUGCAUCCGUUUCAUACAGAGAGAGGAAGCACAUGAGGACUACAUCAACGUCCAAGCGCUGGAAGGGAGCUGGUCGUUCCUGGGCAAGAAGGGAGGGGCUCAGUCCAUGUCCCUGGAGCCCGGGAAGGUGGACAGGGGCACGGUUCUGCACGAGCUCAUGCACGCGCUCGGCUUCCACCAUGAGCACUGCCGCAGCGACCGUGACCAGCACAUCAAGGUCCAUGAGGACAAAGUCAAAGAACAUGAGCUUGGGCAGUUCAAACGGCUGGAAUGCAAUGGCUGUGGAGAAGAUCUGCCCUACGACUACCUCUCCAUCAUGCACUACGGCAGGUAUGCCUCCUCCUCGGACUACAUGAGUGAGACGAUCACCCCCACGACAGCAGCUAAAGCUCCCAUCGGCCAGAGGAGCGGCCUCAGCCCCCUGGACGCGCUCAGGGUGCAGCGCAAGUACCAACCGAACCUAGCUGGUGUGUCGGAGGACAGAGCCUUGAAGGACGCUGUUGCUAAGACGGCCGCUCUCUGUGAAACCCUGGAGGAGCCUCCUCGUCCGACACAAGAUGUUUCAGCACAAAUGGAGAUAAUUCAUCAGCUGAGGAUGCAGCACUUACAGGGGCUCCGAUUGGAACACAUGGAAGCAAUGAAGAAAAAAAUGGAAGCGGAAUAAAAACGAGCUCAAGAGAAGAAGAGCUGCACCAUUCAAUAGUUUUGGACAAGUGCCCAUUGAACAUUCUGCCUUGUUAGGAUGCGCUACAAUUAUACAUCUUUACUAUAUUUACUCUCUCCAACAGUUAUGUGAAGUGGUUUUACAAUCCCACCACUAUUGAAUGCUUUUAUAUGCACAAACUCGUCUACAAAAUGCAGCACUUAGUGGAAAAUCUUAAAUUAGAAACAGACUAACAUGACCACAACUAGUACUUGUAACACAAUGAAAAUAAAUAACAUAAUAGGAGUCACGUUGCCACAGGAACAUGCGAGUGCACAAUUGCCAUAAUUUAGUCAAGCAAAUUCCAACAGUCAUUCACCUGUAUAAAGGUGCACUGAUUAUGCUCUUUGCUUGGUGUAAGCCAAUUCGUUUUCUAGAAUUUCACUUCAGAUUUAUGAUCCCUUUAGUUGUGAUUAAACAUUUAUACAGAACUCCUCUUAAUUGUUACCCUAUUAUCCACUACUUUUAAUAUCCAUGGCACUUGUAGCAUCUGCAAAAAAUAUUCUUACCCAAGCCCUUUUCUUCCUAUUAUCCGCAAAAGCUGCUUCCUAUUAUCCAUCAUAAUUGCUUCCGAUUGCACCCCAUAUUAUUCGUAGAUAAAUGGAGUCAUGGCAAAUUCCCACUUUUACCCGCAGCUUAUCCGCAAUGUUUUAAAUUAUGUAUGGAGCUACAAAGAAAACACAAUUUUUGCGCCAAAGUAAGUCCAGGUUUUUCUUUUUCUAAGAAUAAUUGUGCUCAAUCAUAGUAUUAAAUUUUGUAACGUCAAAGGUCAUGACGUAUUGUCAACUUCUGCUGUGCUUAAAAGACUGACCCCUCCCCAAACCCCCACAACUACUGAAUCACGAUGCUAAAUAACUAUUGUAACUCGUGCUAAACAUCUGAUUAAAUAUAAUUAUAUUUCAACUAGCGGGAAGUACCCGGCGUUACCCGGGUGAAGAAUAUAUUUCAAAACUUAUCUUUAAAGCAUUACAUAUACAUAGUAAGCUAUUGUGAAAGCCCGGUGGGCUGUUUAUCCAUUUCUCCACCAACAAAAUUAUAAGAGCCUUGCAUUGCAGAAGUUCAAAAAGUUAUUUAUAGAAAGUGGGGGGUAAAAAAUUGAUAAAAAUGUUUCCGAAAA